AUGAAGUUACAGAGGUGUAUUUCUUUGCUUUUUGCAAGCUUUUUUCUUCUUUUUAUUACAAAUGAAGGUUGGGUAUUUGCCUCUAGUAAGAACGAAGACGAAGAAAUAAGAUUAUUAGAUGGAGAGGAUGCAGAUGUAGCAGACUUUGAUAUGGAUGAAGACUUUGGCUCUUCUCCUCCAACAGGAAAAGAAGAAAAAGAAGGAAAUAAAGUAAAUAAAAGAGAAGAAAAUGAUGAUGAAGAAGAACAAGAAGAGCAAUUAUUAGUAUUAGAUGAGGAAGAAUUAGAAGAAAAUAAUAAAUCAAUAGAAGAAGAAGGAAAUAAAGAAGAAAAUGAUGAAUUAGAUCUAUUAGAUGACGAAGAAGACUUAAAAGAAAAUGAACAAAAUAUGAAUUUUGUAGAGGAGAAGAAAUCUACAAUUAUUAAUAAUGAUGAGGAUACAGCAGAGAAUUCAGCAGACAGUACGAGCAGCAGCAACAGCAACAGCAACAACAAUAGCAACAACAACAACAACAGUAGUAAUACUACUAUGUAUAAUGGACAAGAAGUACAUACAGUUGACGAAGAAGGAGUACAAUUAGAUUUAUCAUCAUUAAAUAAACAAGAAGAAGAAAAUAUACAACAAAUAACAGAAUUUAUAGAGAAUGUACCUGUAUUUAAGAAAGAAAAAGAAGAAAAAAAGAAAAAAAAAGAGGAAUUAAAAAAGCAAAAAGAAAUGAAUAAUCCUAUUGAUAUAUAUAAUAAAGAAAUAGAUGAAUAUAAUAAAAAUAAAGAAAAAAAUACACAAAGAUUUAAUGCAGAUAUAGAUAAUGCAGAAAAAGAUAUACAGCCUCCUAUUGAUCCAGGACUAUGGCAAAGAAUUCGUCAUUGGUAUGAUAAAAAGAUGAAUAAAUUAGUAGAAAGGUUCGGCUCAGAUAUAAGUGACUAA
Messenger RNA from Eimeria maxima, 927 nucleotides. RefSeq lists its product as hypothetical. The transcript has a single exon. NCBI's taxonomy places the organism in Eukaryota, Apicomplexa, Conoidasida, Eucoccidiorida, Eimeriidae. Bases 1 to 927 code for a protein of 308 amino acids. The record is from RefSeq and is a predicted model, not a curated record.